This is a messenger RNA of Cebus imitator (Panamanian white-faced capuchin), 1217 nucleotides long. It is a transcript of the gene DNAJC12, whose product is annotated as DnaJ heat shock protein family (Hsp40) member C12. The transcript is spliced from 5 exons. Bases 183 to 770 code for a protein of 195 amino acids. The record is from RefSeq and is a predicted model, not a curated record. Lineage: Eukaryota; Metazoa; Chordata; Mammalia; Primates; Cebidae. Gene Ontology annotation, cellular component: cytoplasm.
CAGCCAAUGAGAGGCAGAGUUUACAAAGGUCUAGGAUGACAUCUGGUGUAGUGACUGUGGCCAGUCUUAAAGCUAGUUUUUGCUGUUUGAAACGUGCUGCUGUAAAAGAGUUUUUUCCUGUUAUUUCGAAGCCCACUGUGCCUCUUGUUUCUGAGGGAAGAAGAGCUAACUAAAUCACCUAAAUGGAUGCGAUUCUGAAUUACAGGUCAGAAGAUACUGAAGAUUACUAUACGUUGCUGGGAUGUGAUGAACUAUCUUCGGUUGAACAAAUCCUGGCAGAAUUUAAAGUCAGAGCUCUGGAGUGUCACCCAGACAAGCAUCCUGAAAACUCCAAAGCUGUGGAGACCUUUCAGAAACUUCAGAAGGCAAAGGAGAUUCUGACCAAUGAAGAGAGUCGAGCCCACUAUGACCACUGGCGAAGGAGCCAGAUCUCGAUGCCAUUCCAGCAGUGGGAAGCUUUGAAUGACUCAGUGAAAAUGUCAAUGCACUGGGCUGUCAGAGGUAAAAAGGACCUGAUGCUGGAAGAAUCUGACAAGACUCUCACCAACAAGAUUGAAAAUGAGGAAUGGAAUGAGCAAAGAGAAAGGAAGAAAGAGGAGCUGGCUUCAACCACAGAGAAAACGGAGCAAAAAGAAUCCAAGCCCCUGGAGAAGCCAGUCUCCCCGCAAAAUCCAGAAUCUUCAAAUGUGAAUGGUUGGCACCUUCGUUUCCGCUGGUCCAGGGAUGCUCCCUCAGAACUCCUGAGGAAGUUCAGAAACUAUGAAAUAUGAAAUAUCUCUGCUUCAAAAAUGCGGAAGAGCAAGACUGUCCCCUACGCUGCCAACAUGCAGCCUUUGUUUAUAUUUUCAGCAUGUCAUGUUUAUAUGUCAUGUCUGUGAAUUGCUGAGUACUAAUUGAUUCCUUCAUCCUUGAACCAGAUCUCAUAGUGCUUUUUAAAUGAGAAAAAUUUCAGAAGACAAAUUUCUUCCAAUAUUUGAAUAAAUUAAAGCUCUUAGAUACAGAGUAGAUUGUAUUAUGUUUUUUCCUGUUAAUCCUAUUUGUAGAAAUCCAUUAAAAAUCAAUCUCUGUCCAGUGUGUUUAAUUAUUUCAUUGCUAUACUAUGAUCUCUAUUAGUGAUGGAUAUACAAAAAAUGUUUUCAUAUCUUUGACUUACAAUGAAAUGUGAAAUUACUUGCCUAAACCCCAUGGAGUGAAAUAGAUAAUUUCCCCAAAGUUCA